CUUUCAACUUUAACCUACGAUGAGGAAGACUCCGGACCGCAACGUGAUGGAGGGAAGAAAUUGAUGGAUGAAAUGCAAAGGGGAAGAGAAAGAGAAGUGGAAUGGUAAGGAGAGAAGGGAAGAGGAAGGUAGAGGAAAGAGAGAGAUUUUUUUGCUGAGAAAGUGUUGGACCAAGUUGUGAAAGCAGGGGACAAAAAAUGAUAAACAGUGGACGUACAGUACUACAAAGAUACUUGCAGCAGCUGAUCCCUAUGGCAGCCAGGGGUCUGUUGCACACGAAAAACUCACUUCUUUACAAUGUGAAUUGUUUCUGGCUGAUUAGAUUGCCAACAGAGAUUGUGCUCAGACCUGUGUCUUCUAGGCGCUUCUGUCUGAAGACAGACAGUGCUGUUGCAGAGUCAUGCAAGGAGAAUGGCAUUCUAGUAAACAAUCUGGCAUGCAUGGGAGUGGAUGUCAAAAUGGCAAGAAGGCGACAACCUGGAGUUCUGAAGAAGCUGAUCACAAAUGAAAAGGGCCUCAAAAGAUUUCUGCAAAGCAAAGGGGCUACUAAUGAAGUCAUUGCUAGCAUCAUCUCACGUUAUCCACGAGCCAUCACACGUUCCUAUGAGUCUCUUGAAAAACGUUGGGAACUUUGGAGAAGUAUUUUGAUGACUGAUUUGGAAAUUGUAAAUAUUCUGGGACGUUCUCCUGAGUCUUUCUUUCGUUCCAGUAAUAACAUCAAUAUGGAGAAAAAUAUUACAUUUUUCUGUUCUCUUGGGCUAACCUCUAAACACCUUUGCAGUAUGUUGACCAGAGCACCUCGGGCAUUUUCUAACAAAGUGGAGCUGAAUAAACAGUUGACUGACCUCCUGCAUGAGAUCUGUUUGUCUUUAGGUGGUGAAAACCCAAAUGAUUUUGUGAAGCACAUCAUUUCUAAAAAUGUCUUCAUCCUCCUGCGCAGCAGCAAGCAAGUGAGCGCAAACGUAGAGUUCCUGCAAUCUUUCCAUCUGAGCAACGAGGAAUUACUAGCUCUGCUACAUGGCUGUGGAGCUGACAUUUUGGACUUAUCUAAUGAAUAUAUCAAAAAAAACUUUACAAAUGCAAAAGAGAAGCUGUUAUCUCUUGGGUGCACUGAAAGAGAGGUGGAUAGAUUUUUCAUUAGUUAUCCACGAGUGCUCUUUCUUUCAUCCAAGAACCUCAGUGAUAAAAUAGAUUGCCUUUUGCAAGCAAAGAUUCACAUUAAACAAAUAGUUGAAAUGUCUCGUGUUCUGGAUAUAAGUAUCGGUACUGUAAGAAGCAGAGUCAAGGAACUGGAAAAAACUAGUUAUGACUUCAAAACCUAUGGAAUUGGCAUCCUUACUUUAAGUAAAAGGAGAUUUGAAGCUAAAUUGGAAAAAUUACAUAGUGCACAGUGAUUAAUCAAGAGGACAGAAUCCAUUCUGUGAGAAUACAGGGUCAGAUUCUGAAAUUAAAACACUUGAAAGAGGGUCCUGUUUUGUUAUUUUGAAACUUAUUUCAGAAUAAUUUGUGGUUACUUAGCACUGCUUAUUUAGGAUAAGUAAAUUCUCAGCUAUCACUAGCGGGGCGCUGUAGAGUGACCAGGAGAACCAUUUGGUGUCUUGCUUACCAGCUGUGAUGCUAGUGGAUCACAGAUAUUGAAAAGAAUGAGACUGUUUAGAGUGUACAUCAGUUGGAGGAGAGAAUAGAGAUAUGCAGAAUAAUGAAUGGUACAGAGAAGAUGUCAGGUAUACUAUUUGCCCUUUCCUCCAUACAAAAGCAAGGGAUCAUUCAUACCCUCGAUUCUGGAACUGGCUUAGCACAGGCUAACCCAGGGGCAGGCAACCUAUGGCACACCUGCCAAAGGCAACACGUGAGCUGAUUUUUAGUGGCACUCACAUUGUCCGGGUCCUGGCCACCAGUCUGAGGGGCUCUGGAUUUUAAUUUAAUUUUAAAUGAAGCUUUUAAAACAUUUUAAAAACCUUAUUUACUUUACAUACAACAAUAGUUUAGUUAUAUAUUAUAGACUUAUAGAAAGAGACCUUCUAAAAACAUUAAAAUGUAUUACUGGCACGCAAAACCUUAAAUUAGAGUGAAUAAACGAAGACUUGCCACACAUUUGAAACCCCAUUGAAGUCCUUUCAUGAGCCAGUUGUUGGACUGGGGUAUUCUAUUAUUUCUUUACGUUGCUUCAUCUUAUCACAGAUAAGUAAGAUCUAGGAGCCUGUGUCCUUGACAAAUGCAUUGAAAGGUCUGUUGAUAAGGGUUGGUAUAAAUGUAGUCUUUGUGAUAGAAGCAUAUCUCUGUAAGCCUAUAAAAUCCAAUAAUAUGAAGAGUUGGCUUAAAUCUAACAGGCAUACUUAGAAGGGUAGCUUCCUUUACAGCAAUUAGUAAAGGAAUGUGACAUCAAAGUAUUGUGCACAGCCUAAUGAUUUGAUGAUAGAUGAGUCAUUAAAUGCUACAGAAGUCUCUCAGAUGAGGACAAAUGUACUUGGCAUUUGCAAAUCGUAGAUACUUUAAGGAGGUAGCUCCUAAAUGCAGAAAACUAACGUCACAUUAUUCCUUGAAGCAUAAUACAAACUGCUUUUGAUCUUAAGAACAGGUAAUUCUGUUUAUUUCAAGCGUAUAAUGACACAUUUUCCCCACCUAAUUACAUGAUCUAAGGAUUUAUAUAUGUUUACAUAUGUAUGCUUUAUGUUUCUUACCCUUUGAUCACAUGUCUAGUCCUCUUGCUUUAACUAGGGGUAUUAAAUGUCUAUUUUUUUUUCACUCCCUCCUUUGCAGGAAGAGGAUAAAGUCAAAGACCCUGGAUCCUAAGUCUGAAGUCUAAGAAAAAAUUCAGUAGGUACCUGCUUGUGUUUGCAGGUUUUGGCACUUAAAUUUGAUCUUGAAUUCUCAGGGUCCUGGGAAAUGUACAUUUUAUCUGAGUAUAAAUUUAAAUGUUUACAAGAGAAGCAUUAAUUACUGAUUAGAUUUUCAGUAGAGAUUGCGCUCAGAUCUGUGUCUUCUAGGCAUUUCUGUCUGAAGAUAGAGUGCUGAUGCAGAGUCAUGUCAGGAGAAUGGCAUUCUAGUAAACAACCUGGCAUGCACAGGACUGGAUGUCAGUGGAUGUCAGAAUGGCAAGAAGGUGACAACCCAGAGUUCUGAACAUUGAUUACUUCUGGUUAAAUUAACAAAGCUUAUUUAUUUUUCUGCUAUGUUUCUACAAUUAUCUUCCCUUCUUAGGAACUGUGAUAGGGUGCUUGGAGGGCCAGGCAUCCUAGUGAUUGGCACAUCUGACUUCUGGCCUCUUGCCCCAGGUGCGGAAUAAAUUUUGUUAUGUGUACCAAGGUAAUGUAUGGAUGUACGCCUCCAGUAGAAACAAAAAACCUAGAUACUCCAGCCAGGACAGGUUAGGCAUUUUAGAACUCACUACUCAACGAAUUAAAUUUAAGUGUGAGAGA
Messenger RNA from Gopherus flavomarginatus (Mexican gopher tortoise), 3419 nucleotides. RefSeq names its product mitochondrial transcription termination factor 1 (gene MTERF1). Gene Ontology annotation, biological process: termination of mitochondrial transcription; regulation of DNA-templated transcription. NCBI's taxonomy places the organism in Eukaryota, Metazoa, Chordata, Testudines, Testudinidae. Gene Ontology annotation, cellular component: mitochondrial matrix. Gene Ontology annotation, molecular function: double-stranded DNA binding. The transcript has 4 exons. The record is from RefSeq and is a predicted model, not a curated record. The coding region runs from base 198 to 1394 and encodes 398 amino acids.